Eutrema salsugineum is the source of this 277-nucleotide messenger RNA. RefSeq lists its product as uncharacterized. The transcript has a single exon. The coding region runs from base 7 to 204 and encodes 65 amino acids. The record is from RefSeq and is a predicted model, not a curated record. NCBI's taxonomy places the organism in Eukaryota, Viridiplantae, Streptophyta, Magnoliopsida, Brassicales, Brassicaceae.
GAGAAGAUGGAUUCGGGGCUAUCGUGGGCUGAUCAAUGGGAUUAUACGAACCCUGACCCUCCUCCGAGUUCGACGAAAGAAGAUGAGAGCAACAAGAAGAAGAAGAAGAAGAAGAAGGAAGGAGACGGAAGCAAAAGUAGUCUUGGGAAGACCAUCCUUGGGUUCAAAUGGAUGAAGGAUCUUCGCAAGAAAUCUGAAAAGUGAUUAGUGGAAAUUAACCCAAACCUCAUUGUAUAUCCAUAUGAUUCUUGUGGUAUUCAUUGUAUAUCCCAUUGAU